Molecule: messenger RNA, 1286 nt
Organism: Xyrauchen texanus (razorback sucker)
Lineage: Eukaryota; Metazoa; Chordata; Actinopteri; Cypriniformes; Catostomidae
Product: mitochondrial uncoupling protein 2-like
Exons: 8
Coding region: 327-1259 (310 amino acids)
Biological process (GO): mitochondrial transport; adaptive thermogenesis; mitochondrial transmembrane transport
Cellular component (GO): mitochondrial membrane
Molecular function (GO): oxidative phosphorylation uncoupler activity
Source: RefSeq, a predicted model, not a curated record
AUCAGUAUCAGGUGAAAAACACACUCGGUGGAUUAAGCUCUGGGUGGGAAUAAUACUUUUACUUUCUGUCAGUUCAAUUUGGAUUAACAAUUUCAUAUUACAGCAAGUGUUGUGCUGCUGGUAUGCUGCUUUGGGACACUGAGACACAAUUUUUUAUAGCCAAUGCUUUUGAAACAUUUAAAACAAAAGAUAAAAGAGUUAUCCCUUUGGAAGAGACUUGACAUGGAAUCAGCAGUCUGCUGAGGUGGUGAAACAAGAGGAGCUCUAGCGAAUAAAGUAAAAAUAUCUUUGCUGCUGUUUAUCUUGUCAGAAUCUAAGCACAAAAAAUGGUUGGAAUCAAACCCAGCGACUUGCCACCAACUGCCACUGUCAAGUUUUUCGGAGCUGGAACAGCAGCAUGUUUUGCUGACUUAAUUACCUUCCCCCUGGACACAGCCAAAGUGAGGCUUCAGAUCCAGGGAGAGUCUAAAGCUACCUCAGAAUUGGCAGCGGUGAAAUAUCGCGGAGUGUUUGGCACCAUAACCACUAUGGUGCGUACAGAGGGUGCAAGGAGUCUGUACAAUGGUCUGGUCGCAGGAUUGCAACGACAGAUGAGCUUCGCAUCUGUUCGCAUUGGUCUUUAUGACUCCAUGAAGCAAUUCUACACCAGAGGAUCUGAGACAGAUGCAGGCAUUGUAAUUCGCCUACUGGCUGGCUGCACCACCGGGGCCAUGGCUGUAGCUUUUGCACAGCCUACAGAUGUUGUAAAAGUGCGUUUCCAAGCUCAAGUGCGUCAGGCAGAUGGAAUAAAGAGAUAUAAUGGCACAAUGGAUGCGUAUCGAACUAUCGCCCGUGAUGAGGGUAUUCGUGGGCUCUGGAAAGGCUGUAUGCCAAACAUCACAAGGAAUGCAAUUGUAAACUGUGCAGAGCUGGUCACUUAUGACAUUAUCAAGGAACUCAUUCUGAAACAUGAUCUCAUGACAGAUAACUUACCCUGCCACUUUACCGCUGCAUUUGGUGCUGGUUUCUGCACCACAAUUGUGGCGUCUCCGGUAGACGUGGUAAAAACCCGCUUCAUGAACUCAUCUGCAGGCCAGUACAGCAGUGCACUUAAUUGUACUCUCACUAUGCUGACCAAAGAGGGACCAGCAGCUUUUUAUAAGGGCUUUGUGCCUUCUUUCCUUCGGCUGGGAUCUUGGAACAUUGUGAUGUUUGUCUCUUAUGAACAAAUCAAGAGAUUGCUGACUAGAAUGCAACACUCAUGGGAGUCACCAUUCUGAAGGCUGACUGAGGACAUUUUGUUGUCA